AAUGCAAAAAAUACACAAGAGUUUCGACAUAGCGAUACCCCUCCUGUUGUCUUUCUUGGUACCCUCUACUCUACUCUAUUCCGAUCCACUGGCACCUUAUUGACCAAAACUCGGCACAGAUCUGCACCACCACAGCAACGGACGAAAGUCCAACCCACAUCGCCAACCAAUCCAUCUCCGCAACGGCAGCGGCGGGGAAUUUCAAUGCCAGUUACCACCACAGCGAUGACAGUACUGUUCCCCACCUCCCACACUUUCCACGGCGUGACUAACGCAGCGCAGCGAUAACACCCGGCAGAGCCGCAGGAAUCGGGGUCGGGAGCAUGGUGUUUGGGAUGAUUGUUGGUUGCGUUAUUGUGUCCUGCUGGAGGAGUGAGAGGGGUAAUUGCUGGCGCAGAAGAAGGGAGCGGAAGAAUCGCGGGGAGUAUUGGGAUCGUUUUGGGGAGUGUGGCGGGUGUGAUGGGUGUUGCGGCGGUGGGGGGUGUGGGGGGUGCUCGUGUUAAUGUACAGUA
Molecule: messenger RNA, 512 nt
Organism: Tuber aestivum (summer truffle)
Lineage: Eukaryota; Fungi; Ascomycota; Pezizomycetes; Pezizales; Tuberaceae
Source: the annotation of a GenBank genome assembly